This is a messenger RNA of Fomitopsis serialis, 675 nucleotides long. RefSeq lists its product as uncharacterized. The transcript is spliced from 2 exons. The record is from RefSeq and is a predicted model, not a curated record. NCBI's taxonomy places the organism in Eukaryota, Fungi, Basidiomycota, Agaricomycetes, Polyporales, Fomitopsidaceae. The coding region runs from base 1 to 675 and encodes 224 amino acids.
AUGGCGUCCGUAUACGCAUCGUCCUCUUCCCUGCCACCAGCCGCUGCUAGCUCAUCGAGCAAUGAUCGCAAGCUUGCUGAUGCCUAUCGCGAGGCCGUUAAGCCUGAACACACCGGUGCUCGUUACACCACCGUGCCACCAUUCUUUUCAGACGAACAGCGCUAUCUCGAUGCCUGGACAUCCACUAAGGUGAUCCAAGGCCUUUCACAGAUAUUCCCGCGCUGCCUUGCUGCCGAGGCAGAGCCCCUUCAUCUCGAGGGGCUCUCUACCGAUGCCCUUGCGCAAAUGAUCGAUGCAAAGGAGGCCUCCGUGUCUACGCGUCGUGCCGAGCUUGAAGUCAUGCAGGCCCAGAUCGCUGAAAAGCGCCGUCAAAUCGAUCUCCUCCAUUCACUCAUGGAAACUCAGAAACUCAGCAUCCGGCUUGCAGCGACUCAGUUGAAGGAGGCAGAGUCAUAUGCCCGUGCGCGAGGCAUCGACAUCGAGGCUGAAUUGGCAAAGAAGGAGCGGGCGCGGGAGGAGAAGACUGCCGCUGAAGCUCGUGCUUCAGGCGAGGACGAGGACGAGGGCGAUGAGUCUGACGAGGAAGGCGACAGUGACGGGAGCUCUGUUGACACGGUGAUGGCCGGUCCCGCGGGUGGUCGUGAGCGAGUUGCAAAGAAUGGGAUGCAGCAGUAG